AUGAGUUCUUUCAUUCACAAUGAUGGUUACGGAAACAUGACUAAUGAGAACGGAGAUGAGGUUGUUGUCUACCAAAUGAAGGGAUGCAGUCUGUCUAGAAAGAUAUACUACCAAGAUAAUGACUAUCUCGUCAUCUACCUCGUCGUCUACCUUGUACCUGAACAAGCAAUAUGUAUAUUAUUUUGCGAGGAAUACAACGAGGAUAAUGUCAAAAAAUUAACUAAAAAAGUUGAUGAUUUUGCCAAUGGUGAAAUCUGUUAUAUAAAAGAUCCAACAAAUCCAAUUAUAUGCUCCCUCAAAACCUUGAAAGCUAACUCAAAGUAUCAUCAGUACCCUACAACACUAACUAAAAAAAGUUGGACUAAAAGCAGUACACAGAGUUCUUAA
Messenger RNA from Mycotypha africana, 387 nucleotides. RefSeq lists its product as uncharacterized. NCBI's taxonomy places the organism in Eukaryota, Fungi, Mucoromycota, Mucoromycetes, Mucorales, Mycotyphaceae. The record is from RefSeq and is a predicted model, not a curated record. The coding region runs from base 1 to 387 and encodes 128 amino acids. The transcript is spliced from 2 exons.